Molecule: messenger RNA, 2004 nt
Organism: Pipistrellus kuhlii (Kuhl's pipistrelle)
Lineage: Eukaryota; Metazoa; Chordata; Mammalia; Chiroptera; Vespertilionidae
Gene: ADAD2
Product: adenosine deaminase domain containing 2
Exons: 10
Coding region: 1-1803 (600 amino acids)
Biological process (GO): RNA processing; adenosine to inosine editing
Cellular component (GO): nucleolus; cytoplasm
Molecular function (GO): tRNA-specific adenosine deaminase activity; double-stranded RNA binding; double-stranded RNA adenosine deaminase activity
Source: RefSeq, a predicted model, not a curated record
AUGGCCUCCCCAGCCAGCACCGCAUCAGGCGCUGAUGACGGGGGCCGCAGGAAGCUCCGCCUGGCAGCUUCAUUGCAGAUCAGCCCCAGGCGUCCUUCCGCCAGCCGGGGCCACGACUCCUGGGAGCCGCCGCCUGUGCCUGGCAUGGAGGACCAUAAGGGGGGUGGGCAGGCCUUGGCCUCCGCUGCGGGGGGCGCCUGUGGGCCCUUAGCAAGGGCUGGAGUAGGAGGGCUGGGGACGGCUCAGGCACCGGAAGACAUGGGGGGGCAGAAGGGAAGUUUCCCGAGGGUCUCUGUCCCCCCUGCAGGGCUCUCUGGGGACUUAGCGAAGGCGGCCAAACAGCUGGGCCUGCAGCUCAAAGACCUGCCGCCCGGCCAGGCCGUGGCCUUGCUCACACAGUACGCAGCCAACCUGGGCGUCUCCCUGAUCUUCCGAGAGGACCAGACGGCAGAUCCCUGCUUCUCCUUCUCUGUGUGUGCGGAGCUGGAUGGGGUGGCCUGCCCCGUGGGCAUUGCCAACAACAAGAAGGAGGCCAAGCAGCAGGCGGCUCUCUCUGCCCUCAACUACAUCCAGAAGCAGCUGGAGGGCCCAGAGUCCCCAAAGGCCGCCAGCAAGCCUUCACCACCCAGCGACCUGAGUGUAGAGAACAUCCUAACCCACGAGCAGCGCUGUGCAGCUGUGGUCAGCGCUGGCUUUGACCGCCUGGUGAGUGAGACCUCACCGUACUGGGCCUGUAAGGGGACUGUGGCUGCUGUCAUCCUGGAGAAAGAGGUCCCGGGUGCCAGGAGCCACACCAAGGAAAUCUACAAGCUGGUGGCCCUGGGCACGGGCAGCAGCAGCUGUGCUGGCUGGCUUGAGUUCUCAGGCCGGCAGCUCCACGACUGCCAUGGCCUGGUCAUCGCCCGCCGGGCCCUGCUGAGAUUCUUGUAUCGGCAGCUCUUGCUGGCGACACAGGGUGGUCCCAAGGGCAGGGAGCAGUCUGUGCUGACCCUCCAGCCCGGGCCUGGGUUCCCCUUUGUCCUCAAGCCCCGGAUCUUCAUACACUUCUACAUCAGCAAUACCCCCAAGGGAGCUGCUCACGACAUCUACCUCCCCCCACCGCCAACACCACCGUCACGGUCCUUUGAGAGCGGCCUGCUGCACAGCGCCCCCUUCCGCCUGCAGGCCCACAUCGGAGGGGAGCUGAAGCCUGUGUGCUACCUGUCCCCCACUGUCCGGGACACCCACGUGGGCUGCCUCUCAGCCAGCGACAAGCUGUCACGCUGGACCGUGUUGGGGGUGGGUGGCGCCCUGAUGGCCCACUUCCUGCCUCCCCUCUAUGCCACCAGUCUCGUCCUGGCUGAUCCCUGCCAUGACCCCCCCACUCUGAGCAGUGCCAUCCACACCCGGCCCAACCUGGACAGGGUCUCAUGCCUGCCACCUCCCUACACCCGGACCAUGCUACACCUAUUUUCAGGGCCCCCUGUGGCUCCUUUGAACCCCACCUCCAACACCUGCCAUGACUUAAGCCUCAACUGGAGCCUGGGGGACUCUGAUGUCGAGGUUGUGGAUGUGACUACCGGACGUGUGAAAGCUGAUGCUGUCCGAGGGCCUCCCUCCCGCCUCUGCAAGGCAGCCUUUCUCCGGGCCUUCCGCCAGGCUGCCCAAGCUCUGGGCAAGUCCCACCUCCUGGCCCUGAAGACCUAUGAGGAGGCUAAGGCUGGGCCCUACCAGGAAGCGCGCCAGCAGCUGUCCCUCCUCCUGGAACAGCAGGGCCUGGGGGCUUGGCCCUCGAAGCCAUUGGUGGGCAAAUUCAGGAAUUGAAACAGACUUCCCGGCGCUGAGGUCCUGAGCUGAGCUAGACACCACUGAGGAAUGCUGUUUCUGGGGGAGGGGGGUGGUUGGGGGAGAACGGUGGGUGCCCAGUGGAAGUUGGCAUUGGAGGGAGGGCCUGGUAUGGUGGAACAGUGGGGACUGCUGCAGAUUUGGGCUUGAAUAAAGAAGCUCUUUCUUGAAUAAAGAAGC